AUGAAUAGAGUGCUGAUAUUGCUUUUUGUGUUUGUUAUUUUAACAUCAACAUUAGGGGUGCAGGGUGAAGAUCCCUACAUAUUCUUAGAAUGGAACGUGAGUUAUGGCACCCGCUCACCCCUGGGAACUCUCCAACAGAUUAUUCUCAUUAAUGAUGAAUUUCCAGGGCCGAAUAUUAACUCCACCACCAACAACAACAUUCAUGUCAAUGUGUUCAAUAAUAUUGACGAGCCAAUCCUUUUUACUUGGCAAGGCAUUCAACUGAGAAAGAAUUCUUGGAUGGAUGGAGUUAUUGGAACAAACUGCCCAAUUCCUCCGGGGUCAAAUUUCACUUACAAAUUCCAGGUGAAAGACCAGAUCGGUAGCUACAUUUACUAUCCCUCCACAGCGUUUCACAAGGCAGCUGGCGGCUUUGGUGGCCUCCGAGUAAAUACCCGGGAAUUCGUCCCCGUUCCUUAUGACAGAUAUCCUGAAGAUGACUACACUGUUCUCAUUUGUGAUUGGUAUACCAAAAGCCACGUUGAUCUCAGGAAUAUGUUGGAUAGUGGUCGCUCAAUUGGGCGGCCUAAUGGUAUCCUCAUCAAUGGAAAACACGGACAGCCCGAUGGACAGGGCGAGCCGCUUUUUACAAUGAAGGCUAACAAGACAUACAAGUAUAGAAUCUGCAAUGUUGGGAUUAAGACCUCGCUCAACUUCAGAAUCCAGGGCCAUAGUAUGAAGCUGGUGGAGAUGGACGGCUCGCACACCGUACAGAAUGAUUACGACUCUCUAGAUGUUCAUGUUGGACAGUGCUAUGCCGUGCUUGUGACUUCUAACCAGACUCCCAAGGACUACUACAUGGUGGCUUCCUCCCGAUUCAUCAAAACAGUGUUGUCAGCCACGGCAAUCAUCCGUUAUGCUGAAAGCAACGAGCUGGCCUCCCCGGAACUUCCCCAGGCUCCGGAUAAUUGGGCCUGGUCACUCAACCAGUUCCGUUCUUUCCGUUGGAACUUGACUGCCAGCGCUGCCAGACCGAACCCUCAGGGUUCCUUCCACUAUGGUGCCAUCAACAUCACCCGCACGAUCAAGCUCGUUAAUAAUGCCAGCACGGUGGAUGGCAAACUUCGUUAUGCCCUUAACGGUGUCUCUCACACCGAUCCAGGCACCCCACUCAAGCUCGCAGAGUACUACGGAGUCGCCGAUAAAGUUUUCAAGUAUGACACAAUUCCUGAUGAGCCACCAGCUGAAAUUAAAGAGGUUUCAUUGAAGCCAAUCGUCCUCAACACGACCUUCCGCAACUUCGUGGAGAUUAUCCUGGAAAACAGCGAGAAGAGCAUCCAAUCAUGGCAAAUGGAUGGCUACUCAUUCUUUGCCGUUGGAAUUGAGCCUGGAAAGUGGAGUCCAGAGAAGAGAAGCAACUACAAUUUACUAGACGCAGUAAGCAGACAUACAAUACAAGUCUUCCCCAAAUCCUGGGCUGCCCUUGUCUUAACGUUCGACAAUGCUGGAAUGUGGAAUCUCAGAUCAGAGAACUGGGAGAGGGCUUACCUUGGACAACAACUCUACGCCAGCGUUCUUUCUCCUGCACGCUCUCUCAGGGACGAAUAUAAUCUCCCUGACCAUGCUCUUGCCUGUGGUAUUGUUAAGGACAUGCCCAGACCUGCACCCUACAGCAGUUAAGCAAUUUACAGCAGUGAAGAGAAAGGAAAGAAGAAAUUCCCUCAGCGUUGAAAAAUAUAGCGAAAAAUAAUAGAUUUGAAAUUGUUAUAGUGUUGAUU
Mangifera indica (mango) is the source of this 1757-nucleotide messenger RNA. Its product is annotated as L-ascorbate oxidase homolog. Gene Ontology annotation, molecular function: oxidoreductase activity; copper ion binding. The record is from RefSeq and is a predicted model, not a curated record. The transcript has 3 exons. NCBI's taxonomy places the organism in Eukaryota, Viridiplantae, Streptophyta, Magnoliopsida, Sapindales, Anacardiaceae. The coding region runs from base 1 to 1659 and encodes 552 amino acids.